This is a messenger RNA of Engraulis encrasicolus (European anchovy), 6627 nucleotides long. It is a transcript of the gene sgcd, whose product is annotated as sarcoglycan, delta (dystrophin-associated glycoprotein). The record is from RefSeq and is a predicted model, not a curated record. NCBI's taxonomy places the organism in Eukaryota, Metazoa, Chordata, Actinopteri, Clupeiformes, Engraulidae. The transcript is spliced from 8 exons. Gene Ontology annotation, biological process: cardiac muscle tissue development; heart contraction. Bases 554 to 1420 code for a protein of 288 amino acids. Gene Ontology annotation, cellular component: sarcolemma; sarcoglycan complex.
GAGUGAGAAGGAGAGAGUGACAAAUACAGAGAGAAACUGAGAGAUUGUGGAGAGGAAGGGAGCCAGAGGAGUUUGUGUAUGUGUGAGCUUGACAGAGCGAGGGACGGAGAAAUACAGAGAGAGAGAGAGGAAGAGAGAAACAUAGAGACAGAGAGCUUGACAGAAGGAGAAGGACACAGGGAGGGGAGAGUGGGGAAGAGAGAGCGAGAGAGAGAAACAGAGAGAGAGGGGAGGGAGGGAAUGUGAGUGAGUGUGCGAGAGAAGGGAGAGAGGGAGAGAGAGGGAGCAGUAAACGAGAGAGGGAGAGAGCGAGAGAGAGACCAGGAGAGCCACGAGCUGCAGUCCGUCAAAAACUAGGCCUCAUGUGACUCUUUAGGAGAGGUUGAGUCUACUUUUAUCUGCGUGACACACCCCGGCUCUCUCUCACUCACAGUAGCCUAGCUGCUGCAAGGCUCCAGGACAGUACAGAGAGGCAGAAGGAGAGCAAGAGCAAGGGAAAGAAAAAAAAGAGAAAGAAACUUGGAGUGAGUGAGAGAAGACAAGUCAGUUAGAGAUGACCCAAGAACAGUGCCCUCAUAGGAACAAUGUACAGAGCUCCGAGAAACCGCACGUGUACAAGGUGGGCAUUUACGGCUGGAGGAAGCGCUGCCUCUACUUCUUCGUGCUGCUCCUGAUGAGCCUCAUCCUCAUCAACCUGGCCCUCACCAUCUGGAUCCUCAAGGUCAUGAACUUCACCAUCGAUGGCAUGGGUCACCUUAGAAUAACAGAGAGGGGUUUGAAAUUGGAAGGGACGUCGGAGUUCCUCCAGCCACUCUACGCCAAAGAGAUCCAGUCCAGACCGGGCAAUCCGUUGUUCUUGCAAUCCUCCAAAAACAUAUCCGUGAACAUCCUCAACAAUGAGAACCGCCUGGUCACCCAGCUCACUGCAGGAUCGCAGGGGGUCCACGCCCGCGCCAAGAUGCUGGAGGUGAAGUCGAGUUCGGGGAAGCUGCUCUUCUCUGCAGACGACCAGGAGGUGGUGGUGGGGGCAGAGCGGUUACGAGUGAUGGGAGCGGAGGGGGCAGUGUUCACCAGUUCUGUGGAGACCCCACAUGUGAGAGCAGAGCCCUUCAAGGAGCUGCGGCUGGAGUCGCCAACGCGUUCUCUGUUUCUGGAGGCUCCUAAGGGGGUUGACAUCCAUGCGGAGGCAGGGGACAUCAAGGCCACAUGCAGGAGUGACCUGCGCCUGCAGUCAGUAGACGGAGCGAUCGUCCUGGACUCCAAGAAGAUCAAGCUCCCGCGGCUGCCCAAGGGCCAGGCCUCCUCCACCCCCAGCAGACAGACUGUGUACGAGGUGUGCGUGUGCUCCAACGGCAUCCUCUUCCUGUCCCAGGCAGGCACGGGCACCACGUGUCAGAUGAGCAACCACGUCUGCAUCUAGGAUCUGGCUCUCACUGGGAUUGCUUACAUAGGAGUGACACACUGCUACAGUAAACAGACUCACCACUGUUGUAUGCAUAGAUGCACAUAUGGCCACACAUAGACAUACUCAAACAAACAAACAGGCAUUCACACACACCUUCACACACACACACACACACACACACACACACACACACACACACACACACACACACACACACACACACACACACACACACACGAACAUGCACACACAAACAUAUACAACACUUACACAUAAUUACAAAAAUCACGUUGAAAGAUACAUGAGGAGACAUAAUGACAGACACGCUCACGCACGCACGCACACACACACACACACACACACACACACACACACACACACACACACACACACACACACACACACACACACACACACACACACACACACACACCAACACACGGAAGUGAAUACAAACAAACUUAACGAGGAACUUUAUAACAUCCCCAUCAGAGACCUGUAGCAGAGGGGAAUAUUUUUAUCCAUUGCCCUGAAGACUGGGGUUUAUAAAGGAACAGGUCUCCCAAACUACAGCCCCGAACCCUACACGUGACGUCCACAUCCCACUUCAACAAAACAUCAUCCCACUUCUACACAUCCCACCACUAUAAACACACACCUGCGUAUGAUGUUGUGCCAGCGAACCUUGACCCAACACAGACUUAACAUCUCUCACAAUACACCACACGUCACAACCGGACAUACAGCCCAUUUCCCACAAUGCACUGUAACACACACCCUCAACCGGCCAUAGAGAACUUCUGAAUUUUUGAAUUUCCUACAUUUCCCACAAUGCAUUGGUACAGUAUUGAGCACCUUGCACAAGACACACCACUGUCGGAGGUGCUGCUUGGUUUUACCUGUUUGUGUUUUUUUUCGCUCUUUUGCUCGUCAUGUUUUGUACACGUUUUCGCCUUCGAUUCCGAGUGACAACACUUGAUUCUGCUCACAUCUCCCUGCUGCGGAAAAGUCCUUUUUUUAAAAAAAAAACAAUAAAGAAACAAACUAUGGAACAAACAAACAAACAAACAAACAAACAAACAGACAAACAGCAUCAGCACAUAAAAAGAGACCCAUAGCGAAGGAGUAAAGGAUAGAGAGAGAACAAGAUGUUGAUGUGAUGUUGUGGUGAAAAGCUCCAUGGAUACCUGUGGACAUUGAACUCUCUCUUUCUCUGACUUGGACAAAACAGACCCUUCCCACCACACAGACAGUAAAACGCACACGCGCGCACACACACACCCACAUCACACACAAACACACGAACGCACACACACCCACACACACACCCUGCAGCCCCCACAAGAGGACUAGCGUCUGUGCCUUAUCUGUCGUGCUCUUGAGGCAAAGGAGAAGCAAAUCCCACUGACUCUCUGUUCAGUUUUUUUGACAAAAGAAAAAGAAAAUGAUAAAACAAAAGAAAAAGAAAAAAGGAGUGCAUUUUAUUUUUUAUUUAUUGUGCUCUGGUCUUUGAGUAUGUUUAUGUAUCCUUUCAAGAGGAAACUGUGUGUGUAUAGCUGUCUGGAAUUUGAUUGGUCUGUAAUGCCACCUUAGCAGGUCUCUUGCCCUUUCUGAUUUGUUGGCAAACCAGUUGAAAUACAGCCAUAGCAUAAUCAUACAACAUGCCAUGUUCAUAGCUUCACAUGUCGGUCACUAUUCAUUAUAAACUGCAGGUAAUAUUGAACCGGUAUACUAACAAUGUUUCUUGGGUUGAUUUCCACCAGCUGAGACCUGGCCUGACUUUUGGCUGAAGUCUGCAGCAUCCCUCUCAGAUCUGAUUCAUAUUUGGCAAAGGCAAAAUUCUGAAUUUCCUCAGACCAGGUUACCAUUUGAGAAAAAUAUGUUUUGGUUCUGGAUUAAGGAAAGGUUGUGGAUUUUUUAAGUCUGCCAAAUGUAUUCAAAUACGUAAAUGUAGGAAGGUUUUCUGUACUUCAGUGCAACUCUCACCUCAAAAACCUUCCUAUAUCUGCUAACCUUUCUAAAGUAAUCAGAAGAGCGCCAUCAUCACCUUUGCUCAAAGUUCAGCUGACCUUUUUGCAGUCUUUUUACAUUGUAAAGAAGUGAUGGAAGAUGAUGGAAGAGUUUUCUUUUUUUUACUUUUGUAUUAUACACAUCGCUCUCCACACUCCAUUACUACUCAGUCCCUCUAUGUCUUUCGCUACCCUUUCCCGUCUUCUUGCUCUUUCUUUACUGUACCUUUCUCAGUGUUUUAGCCCUUUGAAAUGAUAAAGUCAUCCAGCACAAAGAUGUCGUCGUCUCUCGCUUCAAAUGUCAGCUGCUCUCCUCUCCCCAGUCAGGUCUCAGUCUUUUUCCUGAAGUCUUCUGUGCUUUACAAGAUCUGAGCUUUCAGUUCCGGGUCUGCACCACAGCAGGCCUACUGAAGGAACAUGGUGUGGAGCAGCCAUGUUUGAAAGAGUAAAAGUCCAGGCUACAAGUGUCAUUCAGCAAAAAAAAGAAAAAUUGAGGUCCUGCACGGUUUUCCUAGUUCAGUGCUGUUCACAAUCUGUUCAAAUACAGAUCCGAAACAGCCCACCAGAGAACAGUUCUAUAAUUGGCAAUGUAGUCAAAUAAGAGACAUCCUCUGCGCUGAACGGCAACUAGCAACUAGCAUAGUUCGAUGGUAGAAUGUAAACCUCCCUCCCGAAGCGUCAUACAGAUGCGGGAGCGUUGAGCUAUUGGUCUGGACCUUUAGCUCAGUGCGAUCGUAUGUGUUCCAAUUCAAGGGGGUUACUGUGAUUGGGAGGUUGUGAGUUCGAGCUUCAAGAGCGGAAGGCAUUAGUUAGACGUGGGGCGGGUUUCUCGAAACCUUAGUUGCUAACCAUGUUAGCUACUUUGUUGUUUGCAAUGCAAUUUGGCAUUGGCAACUACCCAAGUUGCUAACUGGCUAACAACUACGCUUUCCAGAAAUGCACCCCUGGACUAUAAAUCAUCCUAAAAAAGUUUUGUCAUGCUUUGGUUAUUGUAGUAUGUGUGCCCUCUUGUGGUUUACUCACUAACCCCCACCUUUGAGUCCAUGUUCACUUGGUCUAGUUCAUAUCAAUCAGGAACCAUAAUAAGCCAGAUAGAAGAGUGCAGAGUUUCAACACGGCCAUGUCUGAAUUUGAACAGGCCUGUGUCUCUUCGUUUCAAGGCAGAAGUUAAGAUGAGACGGCCUGUUAACUGCAUGAGACAUAAAUUGGGCCCCUGGUUUUGCUUUGGUUAAAUUUUUUAAAUCAACCAGGAUAACACUGACAUCAAACUUUCAUAUCAGCAUGCAUUAGUGAUACAGUAGAGACUGUGAAAAGUUAAUUCUCCCUUGAACUCUGUCAAACUUGCAACUCACCGCUUUCAUGAAAACACAAUGAUUUGGCCUUUGUUUUUCUAUGCUCAUUGUUCUUUGAGGUGACAAGACAGACACAUACACAGACAUGCGGAAGCUACACACCCCACGGAGGAGUAUCAUCUGAUCUAUUUAGCACUGGUCCUGUAAGAAUAAAAGUUUAAUAAAAAUAACAAUUAUUUUGAAAGAAAAGAAAAUCAGCAGAUGAUAUACCCCCAUCCUGGGACAGGGCUACAGUAGUCGUGAUUCAAAGGUGAAUGAUGCAGAGCAAGCCAUCUGUGAGUGUUGCAUAUGAGUGGAUUUGCUGUGUUGCUACAUAUAUAUUUUUUUGUUUUCGUUGUGGAUAUGAGAAGAUGGUUGUUGUUAUUGUUACUAUGAUUAUUCUUGAUGUAACUGAUCACAGUAUGUUUAUAUUUUGUUGCCUCACCUGUUACCCAAAUUGAAAAACAAAAUCAAUUACAUUUUUUUUCAGAGAAAUCCCAUUGCAUUGCACUUUGAAUGCUGAAUCCAGAGGAUAUUACCCAUAAGGCUAGGGAAGUCGACAGGGGAGGGUAAAUGAGUCUGUUAUCCCAGGCCCAGGGAGAGAGGGGGGCCCAGAAUGGGGUCCAUUUUGCAUUGUAUGUAUAGGGUUUGGGGCCCUAUAAGAUGACUUUAUGCCGGCCCCAGCCAAACCUGUCAACAGCCCUGUCUGAAUAUGACAUUGGUGUGACUCAGAGUAAAAAGCUUUGCUUCAUUGCUGACAAAUGGGUUGAAACUACCAGCAAAUAAAGAGGAAAUGAGUCAUUACGUUGCCUGUUGCCAGCUCAUGUCUGUCUUGCGGUCUCUAUAAAAUGUUCAAGAGAAUCAAAAAAGGGCACAUAUAACAUCAAAACAACAUGAAGUGAAACAUGAUACAUUGUAUCGUCAAGGGCAAUGAACAGAGGAAACUAACAAAAUCACAAAUAAAAUGCAAACAAUGCAGGGCAAUUUGUCCACUGAUUCAUAUCUGGAAGUAAUUGUUUAUGUAGCAUUUAAAAAUACAAACUCUGCAUGGUAAACUCUCUGCAAUUGGAGGAACAGAUGUGUUUAUUUUGUCCUGUUCAUUUCUACCAGGCCCUCAAAAAGCAGUGUUUCACUGUAAAAAUGUGAAGGUUUCUCAUGGAACCCCUAGCUGAUGUGUGGAGGAACCCCAAAGGUUAACCUAAAACUUAUUGGAAGAACCCCAAGGUUCCCCAAAAAUCUUAGGCGUUCUUCAACUGUGGCGAGUUUAGGUGAUGUUCAGUUUGCCACUGUGGUUGAACCCCUAAUGUUUCUCUUCGGAACCUUUUUUAGAAAGCCUUGGAGUUCUUCAACGGUUCGUCAGAGAACCUGUAAUGGUUCUCACAGAGUCAACUAGUUCUUUGAGGAACUUGUAAUUGUUUUACAGUGAGUACAUUAACCCUAAGCGGUUUUCUAAUAGAAGAGUCAAAGACUUACAACUUUAACUGGGUUAAUUAUUACAUCAUCGUUGGAAUACAGGAAGCCAGUCCUGACAAAUCCACACUUCACACCAUGAUGUUUGUUUUUAUUACAUUGUUAAUGCCUCCGUCCAUUAACACAGAUUUGAAGUUGAAAUUUUAUUCCAUAAAAGCAGGACUUUGUGAAAUAAUGUUGCAUUAAUCUGUUUUUUAUUUAAUUAUUGUUUUUUUCUUUGUGCAUAAUCAUUUUUUGAGUGCAAAUAAAACUGCUUUCUGACUGAUUUCCUGGUUAUUGUAAAAUGAAAGAUUUUAGACCUCUGAUGUUUAUUUUUGUAUGUAUGCUUUUAUGCUGAGUUCACUAAAAUGUGUGACAUAAUUGGAGAGGUGCACAAUUUGUCUCGGAAUACAUUGACCGUGUGGCUUUCUCC